AUUCUGUUAGGUUGGGCCAGGCUGCUAGUUCCUUCUUUCGCUAAAUGGCCUAUGACAAUUCAGAACCUAAACCCGGAGACCCGCCAAAAUUUCUAGCCCGACCAGAACCGACCGCCCAAACCCUUUCUCUGCGCGUCUUCGUGUUCGCGCCCUUUGUUUGUUGCUGUGUCUCGUCGACUGUGAGAGCCACCUCUUUCAGCUCCCCUCAUUCACUUCCUUCUUGUUCCUUCUUUAGUCAACCAAAUCUCAAAACACACGUUUCGCAUCUCUCUCUGUAAAACCCUAAUGACAUAAACAAAACCCCAAUUCCCAAUUCCCAAUUCCCAAACUCCAAACCCCAAAUCUACACACAAAGUUCACCAAAUGGAAGACUCAGACGGAGACAUCAACUUCGACUUCGAGGGGGGCCUCGACGCCACCGCAGCCGCGGGCCCCACAAACCCGGGUCCACCAUCUAAUUCUCUGAUGCAGUCCGACUCGGGCGUUGCGGCGGUGGACACCAACCCUGCAGCUGCGGCGCCACAACCCAACCAGAAUCCCAACCGGUCGGGUGGGCGGAGCUACCGCCAAACGGUGUGCCGUCACUGGCUGCGUAGCCUUUGCAUGAAGGGCGAGGCCUGUGGGUUCCUCCAUCAAUACGACAAGUCACGCAUGCCUGUGUGCCGCUUCUUCAGGUUGUACGGCGAGUGCAGGGAGCAGGAUUGCGUGUACAAGCACACCAACGAGGACAUUAAAGAGUGUAAUAUGUACAAGUUAGGGUUUUGUCCAAAUGGUCCUGAUUGCCGGUAUAGACAUGCAAAGCUGCCUGGACCUCCACCUCCUGUGGAAGAAGUCCUUCAGAAGAUUCAGCAUUUGAAUUCUUAUAAUUACAACACCUCAAAUAAAUUUUAUCAACAACGGAAUGCUGGCUUUCCCCAACAAGCCGAUAAGUAUCAGUCUGCACAAGGCCCCAAUUCCAUCUAUCAAGGUGUGGUUGGAAAACCUUCAACAGGAGAGUCUGCUAAUGUCCACCAGCAGCAACAGGUUCAACAAACCCAACAACAGGUUGGCCACACGCAGACACAAAAUCUACCCAAUGGCCUAGUCAAUCAGGCAAAUAGAAGUGCGCCUUUGCCUCAAGGAAUAUCUAGGUAUUUUAUUGUUAAAAGUUGCAACCGUGAAAAUUUGGAAUUAUCUGUACAACAAGGAGUGUGGGCAACUCAAAGGAGCAAUGAGUCCAAACUUAAUGAAGCUUUUGACUCUGCUGAAAAUGUGAUUUUAAUUUUCUCAGUCAACCGGACUCGACAUUUCCAGGGUUGUGCAAAGAUGAUGUCCAGAAUUGGUGGGUCUGUUAGUGGAGGGAACUGGAAAUAUGCACAUGGAUCUGCGCAUUAUGGGAGAAAUUUCUCUGUCAAAUGGUUAAAGCUAUGUGAACUGUCCUUCCACAAAACUCGUCAUUUGAGGAACCCCUACAAUGAGAACUUACCAGUAAAGAUAAGUAGAGAUUGUCAAGAGCUAGAGCCCUCCAUUGGUGAGCAGUUGGCUUCCUUGCUUUAUCUUGAGCCAGAUAGUGAACUUAUGGCAGUUUCAAUUGCGGCAGAGUCAAAACGCGAAGAAGAAAAAGCAAAGGGAGUCAAUCCGGAGAAUGGUGGUGAGAACCCAGACAUUGUCCCAUUUGAGGACAAUGAAGAGGAGGAAGAGGAAGAAAGUGACGAUGAGGAAGAGAGCUUUGGUCCAGUUCCGGGGGUAGGAAAUGAGGGCAGAGGAAGAGGCAGAGGAGGAAUCAUGUGGCCCCCUCACAUGCCACUAGCAAGAGGUGGUAGACCUAUGCCUGGGAUGCAGGGUUUUCCCCCAGGAAUGAUGGGUGCUGAUGCAAUGCCCUAUGGACCUGCACCUGACGGAUUUGGUAUGCCAAAUCCUUUUGGUGUGGGCCCUCGUGGUUUCAAUCCAUAUGGUCCCAGGUUUUCUGGUGAUUUUACAGGGCCCACGCCUGGCAUGAUGUUUCGUGGGCGACCACAACAACCUGGAUUUCCACCUGGUGGUUAUGGGAUGAUGAUGGGUCCUGGACGUGCACCAUUUAUGGGAGGCAUGGGGGUUGGAGGUGCAAAUCCAGGCCGGCCUGGUCGGCCAACUGGUAUGUCUCCAAUGUUUCCACCACCAUCAUCUCAAAACACUAACAGGAUGCAGAAGAGAGAUCCAAGGGGACCUUCCAAUGAUCGAAAUGAGAGAUAUAGUGCUGGCUCAGGCCAGGGGAAGGGUCAAGAGAUUCCAGGUUCAGCUGGUGGACCAGAUGAUGAGGCACGUUAUCAGCAAGCAUCAAAGGCUUACCGGGAAGAUCAGUACGGUGCUGGUAACAACUCUAGAAAUGAUGAUAGUGAAAGUGAGGAUGAGGCACCGAGGCGGUCAAGGCAUGGAGAGGGAAAGAAGAAAGGGAGAGGCUCAGAAGGAGAUGUUACCUCUGAGCACUAGCAGAUGCUGCUAGUUCGGCAGUUUUAGUGAUGCCACUAACGAGGGAACCUAUUUUCCCCCUUAAUAGAUCAAACAAUCGAUCCUCAAUAUUUGGAUUCUUUUAGGUGCCGAGGGAAACUUAGAACUGCAACAUUCUCUUCCCAUUUUGUUUAAAAUUUCCAAUAUGCUGCGACAUUCUGUGAUAUUUUUGUAACUGUAUUCUGUAAAAGGGGAUGAAUGGGUUGUGGAAAUUCAGAACUAAUUCCACAUCAUGUUAUUCAAUAUACAGAGAGGAUUUGUAUC
Prunus mume (Japanese apricot) is the source of this 2730-nucleotide messenger RNA. NCBI's taxonomy places the organism in Eukaryota, Viridiplantae, Streptophyta, Magnoliopsida, Rosales, Rosaceae. The record is from RefSeq and is a predicted model, not a curated record.